GCAUUCCAGAGGAUGCCAGGAUGUCUUGUCUCUGAUUGGCUGACCACCGCUCAAUGGCUGGUGGAAGAAGGAGUAAACCUUUCAGUCUGCCUUGACGGAGCUGAAAUAACAGAAUCCCGAUCACAGGUACAUGUGACAAUGCUGAAGCUAUGAGUGGAAUUUUAAUGAGGAAGUUUGAAGAAGUUGGCGGCUCCUCAAUCUUCUCUGUGUGGGAAUCGGAUGAUGAAGUUUCUAGCGGCAAAAGCGCUGACGAUGCUGAUAGUGUCAAUCUGUCCACUUCAAAUCAUUUUAUUCGUACAUGUGACAGUGCUGCAGCUAUGAGUGGAAUUUUAAAGAGGAAGUUUGAAGAAGUGGAUGGCUCUUCGCCCUGCUCUUCGGUGCGGGAAUCGGAUGACGACGUUUCUAGCAGUGAAAGUGCUGACAGUGGCGAUAGUGUCAACCCAUCCACUUCAAAUCAUUUCACCCCAUCAUCGAUUCUGAAAAGAGAGAAGCGGAAGAGGACGAAGAAUGUUCAUUUUAACUGCGUUACCGUGUACUACUUCACAAGGAGGCAAGGGUUCACGAGCAUCCCCAGCCAAGGAGGAAGCACCUUGGGCAUGUCCACACGUCACAACAGUGUGCGCCAGUACACACUGGGGGAAUUUGCGAUGGAGCAAGAGAGGCUUCACCGAGAGAUGUUGAGAGAGCAUCUCAGGGAGGAGAAACUGAAUUCUUUAAAGCUCAAGAUGACCAAGAACGGCACCGUGGAGUCCGAGGAAGCAAACACUUUGACACUGGACGACAUUUCCGACGACGAUAUAGAUUUAGAUAACACAGAAGUAGACGAGUACUUCUUUCUACAGCCUCUGCCGACAAAAAAGCGAAGGGCACUCCUGAGAGCCUCUGGGGUCAAGAAGAUUGACGUAGAAGAAAAACACGAGCUGCGAGCCAUUCGCCUGUCAAGGGAGGACUGCGGCUGUGACUGUCGAGUCUUUUGUGACCCAGAAACGUGUACCUGCAGCCUUGCAGGCAUAAAAUGCCAGGUGGAUCGUAUGUCUUUCCCAUGUGGUUGCACUAAAGAAGGAUGUAGCAAUACGGCAGGUAGAAUUGAAUUUAACCCCAUCCGCGUUCGGACUCACUUUUUGCACACUAUAAUGAAACUUGAAUUGGAGAAGAGCAGAGAGCAGCAAGUCUCUGCGCUGAACGGUUGCCACGGCGAGAUAAGCGCUCACAGCAGCUCUAUGGGCCCCGCAGCCCACCCGCUAGAAUAUUCCGUUCCGGAUAACUUUGAGAUUGAAGCAGAAUCUCGGGCUGGCGUGAUGCACUUGCAGUCGGCCGAUGACUUGGACUGCCCAGGGGAGGAGGAGGAGGAGGAAGAGGAGGAAGACGCUAGCAGCUUUUGUAGCGGGGUUACAGAUUCCAGCACGCAGAGUUUCGCACCCAGUGAAACAGAUGAAGACGAGGAAGAGGAAGAGGAUGACGACGAGGAUGACGACGAGGAAAAGGUGGACGACUUUGUGGAAGGUUUGGGUGCUCAUGGUGACAUGGUGCAAGCUCUUCCUUCGGUCCUCUGCUACUCCGACAGCACUGCCAUGCACGAGAGUCACUCCAAGGCUUCCUCCUACUACGGCAACUCCUCAGCGCUUUAUUACCAAAUAGAGAACCAUAGCCCUGGAGCUCCUAGCCAAAUGCGUGAGGCUUACUCUGAAAGGGAUACAGUUAAGAAUGGUAAUCUUUCUCUGGUGCCUUAUAAUCCAGCUUCAGAACAGUUUGUGGACUACACACGGCAAUCAGAGGAAAGUUAUAGCGGCUCGCUUUAUCCUCCUUCAAACCCGUCCGUCAUAGUUUGCUGCUCGUCUUCAGAGAGUGACGGCGCCAUUCCGUGUAGUAGCCUAUAUGCUGAGCAUAGGCCAAGACACUCCCAAGUGGACUUUCCCUCAUACUUGAAAAGUCCUUCUCAAGAUGGAUUUGUUUCUGCUUUGAAUGGUGGCACUCACCUCCCAGAGCAUCCCGCUGAGAAUUCGCUCAGCCUCUCGGAAAAGAGCAGACUGCAUGAAGAGUGUAUCAAAUCGCCUGUCAUGGAAACGGAAAAUAGAACCAUGUUUAAAACAUGACUACAAGGAUGUGGGAUAAUAUGGAACAUAACACACAACUUUGCAACUAACCUAAACUGAAUUAAUCUUGUUCAACACAGAUAGAUGAAUCCUAGUGGGAAUGGGAGAUGCACAAAUCCUAUGGCACAGUCAAGUGCUUUCUGUUCCUAUAGAUGCAUAUCCUUAUCAAAAUAGAUAAAGCAACUCCCGAAGAUUAUGUUUAUACAUAUCCUUAUUUGCUAGAGAAUGUAAUACCAAGGAGGAGGGAGUAAGGUGCCAAAUAUUACAUUAGCAAGCAGGGGGGCUUCCCUGCAAGACCGAAAUCUUAGUUUCAUUGUAAGGAAUAAACGUAGUUCCGAAAUAGAUAUGCUGCAGCUCUUAGGAUCACCUGCCAACACCUGAACAAAACUGUGUCCCCUGCUGCUAGUGUAAAGGACUAGCAUGCCUCAAGCUGUUAAGUCUUUUAGGAAUAAGCAUAGGCUCCAGCCCCAACUCUUGUAAGUUGCUAUGGAAGACAAUACCAUCAGUAAUAACUGAAAAAGGGGGAUGGUA
This is a messenger RNA of Lacerta agilis (Sand lizard), 2624 nucleotides long. RefSeq names its product cysteine and serine rich nuclear protein 3 (gene CSRNP3). Gene Ontology annotation, biological process: regulation of transcription by RNA polymerase II. The transcript has 7 exons. The record is from RefSeq and is a predicted model, not a curated record. Gene Ontology annotation, cellular component: nucleus. Gene Ontology annotation, molecular function: sequence-specific DNA binding; DNA-binding transcription factor activity, RNA polymerase II-specific. Bases 150 to 2093 code for a protein of 647 amino acids. NCBI's taxonomy places the organism in Eukaryota, Metazoa, Chordata, Lepidosauria, Squamata, Lacertidae.